UUGAAAAUUUCUGUAUAAAGCUCGCGAUUCCCCACUAGCGCGUCUGCUAAAUCUGGAAAACAACAUCUGGCGCCGCGGCUCAAUUUUCGCGUCUGUUUCUCUUUUGCUCCGGACGCGUUCGGUCUGUGUUUUUGUGCGCGUUUUGUGAUUUUUGGCAACAUGUACCAAAUGCACAGCAAAGUUGUCAUGAAUUCGGUUGAAGAAUUCCAGGAGACAUUCCAGCUUUUCGACAACAGAGGGGACGGCAAAAUCCAAGUCACGCAGAUUGGCGAUGCACUUAGAGCGUUGGGUCAAAAUCCCACAGAGUCGGACGUGAGGAAGUUCACCGCUCAACACAAACCAGAAGAUAGAAUUACCUUUGAAGUCUUCUUGCCAAUCUACCAAGCCAUUGUCAAGAACAAAAACACAGACACUGCUGACGAUUUCCUGGAGGGCCUUCGUCACUUCGACAAGGACGGCAACGGCUUUAUCUCGUCUGCGGAAUUGCGCCACCUCCUCACUGCCCUUGGUGAAAAGUUGACUGACGACGAGGUCGAGCAGCUCUUGGCAGGCCAAGAGGACUCGCAAGGUAACAUCAAUUACGAGGAAUUCGUCAACAUGGUCAUGCAGGGCUGAAGAGUGUACUUAACCAGCAAUAAACUUUAAGAUGAUCAAUUUACACUGAAAAUUGAACUGUCGCAGUAUUCACAAGACGUUUUGAAGAUUCCAAAAAUGAUUUUAACAAAUCUUCCACAAAUCUAGAUCUAGUUAUUAGAGACUUACGAUCCUCUGUCGAAACAAAUGUAUUUUUGCCUCAUUCCAUUGAACUAAUGCUUUUACAUGACUUAUAAUUUUCAGUAGCUUCAAGAAAGAAAAGUUUGUUUUGAUUUUAAUUAUUCCUUUUUAAUUAAGCAUGAGACCAAGAGUGUAAUCUACUUUGAUAAUAAUAUAUAUUAUUUCAUGUUGAAACUUCAA
Neocloeon triangulifer is the source of this 954-nucleotide messenger RNA. RefSeq names its product myosin-2 essential light chain (gene Mlc-c). Gene Ontology annotation, molecular function: myosin heavy chain binding; calcium ion binding. Lineage: Eukaryota; Metazoa; Arthropoda; Insecta; Ephemeroptera; Baetidae. Gene Ontology annotation, cellular component: myosin II complex. The coding region runs from base 160 to 615 and encodes 151 amino acids. The record is from RefSeq and is a predicted model, not a curated record. The transcript has 4 exons.